This is a messenger RNA of Cylindrotheca closterium, 1032 nucleotides long. The record is from the annotation of a GenBank genome assembly. Lineage: Eukaryota; Bacillariophyta; Bacillariophyceae; Bacillariales; Bacillariaceae.
AUGGAUUUGAAUGACCAAGUUAAAAACGUUUUACGAGUACUACUCCAAGAAGCUGUGAUGGAAGGAAAUGUCUUGCUUGUACAGGAGCUGUUGGAUGACAAUGGUGCUGAAGUCCACACGGAAAAUCUUUUGCUGGCAUGUUUCUAUGGUCAUUUGGAGGUGGCCAAGUUGCUUGUCACGAGGGGUUGCAACGUCCGAGCAACUGGAGGCGCCAAUCGAGUGACACCAUUGCAUCUGGCAUGUAACAGUGGGCAUUUGGAGAUCGUCAUGUGGCUGUUCGAUAAUGGCGCUGACAUCAACGCCGAAGACAACGAUCAAUGGACAGCAUUGCAUUGGGCAUGCGGAAAGGGUCAUUUCUUGGAAGUCAUCAAGUGGCUUGCCGAGAAUGGUGCUAACAUCGACGCCAAAGACGACAGUGGAACAACACCAUUGCAUCUGGCAUGCUACAAAGGUCAUGUAAAGGCAGUCACAUGGCUCAUCGAAAACGGUGUUGACAUCAACGUCCAAGACAAACAUGGAAGGACACCGUUGCAUUGGGCAGGCGAAGAAGGUACUCUGGAGGUAGUCAAAUCGCUAGUCGAUAAUGGUGCUGACAUUCAUGCCAAAAGCAAAACCAAAAUUGGAAUGGCACUAUUGCAUUCGUAUGGACAGUGUGCCGACAUCAAUGCCAGAGAGAAUCUUGGAAUGACACCGUUGCAUUUGGCUUGUGAGGAGGGUCAUUUGGAGAUAGUCAAGUGGCUUAUUACGAAAGGUGCUGACAUCCAUGCCAAAAGCAAUAGUGGAACGACACCAUUGUAUUGGGCAUGUAAAAGGGGUCACUUAGAGGUACUCAAGUGGCUAAUCGAUAAUGGAGCCGACAUUGAUGGUAAAGACGAUGUUGGAAUGGUGCCUUUGUAUUUGGCGUGCAAUGAGGGUCAUUUGGAGAUAGUCAAAUGGCUUGUCCAAAACGGUGCAGACAUCAAUGCCAGAGACGAUAAUGGGCUGACACCACCAUUGAGAGAAGUAUUCGUUGUCGGUAACAAUUUGGAGUAG